Molecule: messenger RNA, 719 nt
Organism: Danaus plexippus (monarch butterfly)
Lineage: Eukaryota; Metazoa; Arthropoda; Insecta; Lepidoptera; Nymphalidae
Product: prefoldin subunit 1
Exons: 1
Coding region: 99-473 (124 amino acids)
Biological process (GO): protein folding
Cellular component (GO): prefoldin complex; cytoplasm
Molecular function (GO): protein folding chaperone
Source: RefSeq, a predicted model, not a curated record
AAAUAUAAUCUGUAGAUACCGUAUAAGUCAUAACCUAUGAAAAAGUUGCCUUGCAUUUAAAAUCUUUUUAUACAAUCUAAAAGUUAAAAAUUUCAAAGAUGACGAAACCAAUAGAUUUAGAAUUAAAGAAGGCUUUUUUAGAAUUACAAGUGAAAAUGGUCGAGACAAGCAAAAAAAUCCAAAUGAUUGAUGUCCAAAUUGGUGUAAUGAAGAGAGUUUUACAUCACGCAGAUGUUACUCAACAAGAAAUAAGUACUUUACCACCUGAAACAAAAACUUAUGAGUCUGUGGGGAGAAUGUUCCUUUUAACUGAUUUGAAAGAAAUAAAACAGAACCUUGAGAACAGAAUAGCAGUAUUAUCGGUUCGUACAGACGAAUUAGUAGAAAGUAAACAGUUUUUAGAAAUGAAUCUCCAAGAAAGUGAAGACAACAUUAGGGAGAUGGUGCAACAACGGAAGGAACAGGGUGAUUAGACCACCUAAUACGUUUAUUAAGUUUCUCUUUACAACUUAAUGUUUUCCAUAUUAUGCUAACACUUCCAAUUUUGUCUAUGUAGGUUUUCAAACAAUAAUUAUUUGAAAUUUGCUUAAAUAAAAAAUAUAAAAAAACGUAAAAAAAUAUUUUAGGAAACUCAUAUUACAGUGUAGUAUUUUGUUACAUUACAUUGUUAUACAUCAUUUAUCUCCUUAUAUUGUUAGGCUAUUUAAGACAUCACUAUA